Molecule: messenger RNA, 1309 nt
Organism: Uloborus diversus
Lineage: Eukaryota; Metazoa; Arthropoda; Arachnida; Araneae; Uloboridae
Gene: Rsph3
Product: radial spoke head protein 3 homolog B-like
Exons: 9
Coding region: 213-1145 (310 amino acids)
Cellular component (GO): cilium
Source: RefSeq, a predicted model, not a curated record
UCCUUUUAAACUGAAACCAAUUUCGAUGAAAAGAAAAAGUAUUUUACUUAUUUUACCUUACUUUUCGCUAUUAAAUACAAAAAAUAGUUGAGCUUCUUCGGAGGAACUUUAUAUACAUUGUUGAGUGUGUGCUAACUCAGUUUCUAUUUUCUAAUUUGCAGUGCGAAAUAGUUAAUAUAGUUCAUUGUGUAACGUUUCAUGGAUAGUGCUAGAUGGCUUUAGAUGUUGUCCAAGUGGGAGGCUGUUACGUAUCCUCCAGUUUACCUAAAGCUCUAUUUGUACCUACUCCAACUAAAUAUCGUAAAAGCAAUCAUAGAGAAAAUUCCUCAAAAGCUAAUCUGCUGUAUUUCAAGUCUGAGAAAAGAAAAUCGAAGCAUGAGUCUGACAUUCUCUACAAUGAGUGUUUGCCACCUUCUGGAAAAGAAAACCUUUGUGUUCAAACAGACUUAUAUCUGGAAGAGCUCUGUGAUGUUGUUGAAGAAGUGGAUGUGCAAUGUGAAACAGAUCCUCUGUUUGACAGGCCACCAUCUCCAUUGUUCGUACCUGCAAAAUCUGGUCUAGAUGCAUCCACACAAAUCUAUCCUGGAGAGCUGUUUGAUUUUGAUGAAGAAGUUGAACCACUAUUGGAAGCUCUAGUUGGACAGACAUUAGAACAAUCUGUGAUAGAAUUGAUGGCAGAAGAAGAAUUGGCUGUAAUAUCUGAUAUGCAAAUGGAUUAUGAAGCAAGAAGGAAUGCAGAGUUAGCUGAAUUGAAACGCUUAGAAGAAGAAGAUAGGAGAAUUUUAGAAGAAAGGCAAAGGAGAUUAAAAGAACAAGAAGAAGCAAUCAAAUUGGAAGAGGAAGUUGCUCAAAAAAUUGCUGCUUGUAUUUUUUCACAAAAUUAUCUGUCAGAGUUAGUGCCUCAAGUGUACAAAAAAUUAGAAACACAAGGUUACUUCGAUUCAGAAGACUUGGACCUUAAAGACAUUGAAGAAGGGUUUUGGCCUUGGCUAAUGAAUGAAGUAGACAAUGAAAUUGCAACUCUAGAGACAUCUUGCGAUCUACUUGACUCACUCAUAGAAAAUGCAGUUCAGAGUAUCAAGGAAACAUCAGUUAUUCAACCUGUUGAAAAUGAUUCUCUGAGACAGCUUGAAGAAAAUGUAUAACACUGAAUCCAAGGGCACAACAAAUGUAAAGAUUUCAUUGGAAUGUCUAUAAGUCUGCAGGAAAGCUGUCUUGAAGCUCAAAAUGGAAAAUUUAUCUGUAAAUAAUUGAUAUCCUCUAAUAAUAAAAUUAAUGCAGAAAAAGUACAACUUCUAAUAUUAAAAAA